UUUCUCCAUAAAUCCCCUCUGGUCUCUCUCUCUCUCUCUCUCUCUCUAUCUCUGUUGCUGGCAUUCAAACGAGUUCAAAAUCCCAGACCCAAAAGCAUGGCCUUCUUCCGUUUCCACCACCACUACUGCGUCGCCGUUUUCGUCGUGCUUACUAUUUUACCCUUCUCGAUCGCUCAGUCACUGCCGGCGUCGGGAAACGAGACGUGCAACGGGAUUUACGUGUCGUACGCCUACACGGACGGAAGGGAGCUCACGCCGACUAUGAAGUCCGACCCGGCCCGCCAACCGUACCGGUUCGAGUCGGUCCUCACGGUGCUCAACAACGGCCUUGUGGAGCUCAAGUCUUGGAUGGUCUUCGUGGGGUUUCAGCACGACGAGAUCUUGGUCUCCGCGGCCAACGCCGUGCUCGCCGACGGGACCAGACUGCCGGCGGGAGUGGGGAACGGCACAAUUUUCUCUGGGUCCCCGGUGACGGACCUCAAGACGGCGGUGGAUACCGCCGGCGACCCGACCCAGACGCAGGUCCAGGUCAACCUGGUGGGGACACAGUUCGGUGUGGCUCCCCCUGCCGUUCCGAUGCCGACUAACAUCUCGCUGGCCAAUGAUGGGUGGGUUUGCAAUAGCUUAACUUCUUCAGGGAAUGGGACGACAGCAGUCUGUUGCACACAAGACCCAAACUUUAAAUCAAACAUCACAUUAGAUGAUGGGUUCCUGCCUCGCCAGAGUGGUGACCUUACUAUAAUGUAUGAUGUUACUCAAACAUAUGACUCGAGUUACUGGGCAAAGGUCACAAUUGCUAACCAUAAUCCUCUUGGCCGUCUUGAUAACUGGAAAUUGAGCUGGCAAUGGACGAAAAAUGAGUUUAUCUCUGCAAUGAGAGGGGCAUAUCCAUCUGUUGUUGAUUCUUCUGGAUGCAUAUUUGGCCCACAAGGAGCAUAUUACCAGGCUAAGGACUUCUCCCAAGUGUUAAAUUGUGAAACAACACCGACCAUAAUUGACCUGCCUCCGACGAAGUACAAUGACACAGCUGUUGGGCUGAUCCCCUAUUGUUGCCGAAAUGGUACAAUCUUGCCACAAGAGAUGGACCUAAGCAAGUCGAUUUCAGCAUUUCAGAUUGAAGUGUAUAAAAUGCCACCAGAUCUCAACCGGUCUCUGCUUACACCACCACGGAAUUGGAAGAUCAACGGUACAAUGAACCCUAAUUAUCAAUGUGGCCAGCCAGUGCGGGUGAGUCCUAGCGAAUUCCCUGACCCAAGUGGCUUACCAUCGAAUACAACUGCAGUUGCCAGCUGGCAGGUGGUCUGCAAUAUAACACAUCCCAAGGGAGAAAGCCCCAAAUGUUGUGUCUCAUUUUCUGCUUACUACAAUGAGUCUGUCAUUCCAUGCAAAACUUGUGCAUGUGGGUGCCCUAGUAACAAUGCUCGAACUUGUAGUGUGACAAAUCCAGCUAUGCUUCUUCCACCAAAUGCACUUCUUGUUCCUUUUGAAAAUCGGACUAGCUUGGCUACAGCUUGGGCUCAACUUAAACAUCAGCCGGUGCCAAACCCAAUGCCCUGUGGAGAUAACUGUGGGGUUAGUAUUAACUGGCAUUUGUAUACAGACUACAGUAACGGAUGGAGCGCAAGAAUCACGAUAUUCAAUUGGGAGGAUACUUCCUUUGCUGAUUGGUUUGCUGCAGUGCAAUUGGACAAGGCCACCCCCGGUUUCCAAGCAAUGUACUCGCUCAAUGGAACUACCUUGGCCUUGAACGGUGUCAACAAUACCGUAUUCAUGCAGGGUAAUCCAGGACUAAACUAUCUUGUGGCUGAAACUGAUGGAGCUGACCCGCAGAAGGAUCCUAGGGUGCCUGGGAAACAACAGUCUGUGAUCUCCUUUACCAAGAAAUUGACCCCUGGAAUUAAUGUACCUAAUAGAGAUGGGUUUCCCACUAAAGUAUACUUCAAUGGAGAGGAGUGCUCACUUCCUUCAGUAAUUCCAAGCGGUGGCAGUAGAAAGGGCCCAGCUUUAGCACUUUGGAUCCUAGCAGUUAUAGUGUUCAUGUUGAUGCAGCAAUAGCUGGGGGAUGAGGCAUUGCUUGGUUUUGCAGUUGCUGCUGAUUUUUUUAUUCUUUCAGUGAUUAGAUUAGCAGAAGACGUGUACACUCUGAUUGUUACAUACAGGAUGUUAUGAUACUCCAACUAUGGCUUCGUAGGCUUGGCGAGAAGAAAAUGAAAACGAUGACACGUGAACGGCAAGUUUUCGAAGUGAUGUAGAAUUUUAUGUUGUGUAAACAUCAUUGAACUCUGUUGCUCAAUUUGAUUCUUCAUGCUGUGUUUCAUGUCUCCAACUCUCUCCUCUUGUUUGAUGUUUUGAGCAGAUGAGAUUCUUUACUGUGACUUAGGUACAAGACAAGUAGACUGUUGUCUAAAGGAAAAAAUAGUUUUCACCCUGUUUCUGGGUUUCUCUUUUCUUUUUUUCCUGGAUUUUGUUAUAGGUAAAUUGAAUUUUUCUUGCGUUCA
Alnus glutinosa is the source of this 2498-nucleotide messenger RNA. Its product is annotated as COBRA-like protein 7. The record is from RefSeq and is a predicted model, not a curated record. The transcript has 2 exons. Gene Ontology annotation, biological process: cellulose microfibril organization. Gene Ontology annotation, molecular function: carbohydrate binding. The coding region runs from base 97 to 2055 and encodes 652 amino acids. Gene Ontology annotation, cellular component: membrane. NCBI's taxonomy places the organism in Eukaryota, Viridiplantae, Streptophyta, Magnoliopsida, Fagales, Betulaceae.